Solenopsis invicta (red fire ant) is the source of this 1203-nucleotide messenger RNA. RefSeq lists its product as uncharacterized. NCBI's taxonomy places the organism in Eukaryota, Metazoa, Arthropoda, Insecta, Hymenoptera, Formicidae. The transcript has a single exon. The record is from RefSeq and is a predicted model, not a curated record. Gene Ontology annotation, molecular function: nucleic acid binding. Bases 1 to 1203 code for a protein of 400 amino acids. Gene Ontology annotation, biological process: DNA integration.
AUGUCCGGAAUUAUGCAAGCUGAUUUUAGCCACGCAAGAAGUCAAACCCUUCCCACCAAACUUCGAAGCCGCAUCUUAGACGAAUUACACUCAGCACAUACAGGAAUAGUCAAGAUGAAGGCUCUCGCUAGAAGCUACGUGUGGUGGCCAAAUACCGACGCUAACAUCAAAACUAUGGCCAGGGAAUGCCUAAAUUGUAGCAGGAUUCGACCAAACCCACCAAAGACGGGCAACCACCCAUGGGAAUACGCUAUAUCGCCGUGGCAACAAGUCCAUGUUGAUUACGCAGAUUUAUUCCAGAACAUCUACCUACUGAUACUGGUGGAUUCGUACUCAAAAUGGCUGGAAGUUAUUCCGACAAAAUCAAUGACUUCUGCUACCACAAUUAAGAUUCUACGGAAUAUAUUCGCACGUUUCGGUCUUCUAUACACCUUAGUCAGUGACAACGGAACCUGUUUCAAAUCAGAAGAAUUUGAAAAAUUCUUAGCAACAAAUGAAAUCCAGCAUAAGGUCACAGCACCAUAUCACCCGGCCAUGAACGGUCAAGCUAAACGUUACGUGCAAACAACGAAAAGAGCUCUAACUUCAAUGGAGUUAGAAUCGGGAGAUCUACAUCUUAAUUUGAACAAAUUUCUGAUACGAUACAAGAAAUCUCCAAAUAUAGCUACAGGCAUAAGCCCCGCAGAGCUCAUCUUUGGAAGGACCAUCCGUUGUAGACUGGGUCUAGUUAAGCACCAAGUUUCAACGGAACAGAACGAGAAAAGCAUGGCAGAAGGAAAGAAGCGGAAAUUUUUCAACAAAGGAACCAAGGUGCAAUAUAGAAACUACGGCAACAAAGCAAAGAAAUGGAAUUACGAUACGAUCGUAUCUAGAUCGAGAAAUCUUCAUUAUGAUAUCUCCGAUGACAUGGGACGUAUCCAACGUCACCUUGACCAAGUCCUGCCUUAUGAAGGACCAGUUCCUCACAAACCCAGUUUCAAGUUGGACGACGUAACGUCAGGAAACUCAAGCACGAUAGUGCAAACCAUCUCCCCAGCCUACAAGGAAUCCAAUACGGACGUCUCGAGCAAACCAUCUGGAGACGCAUCCCUGAAGACAUCUCCACAAUCAGGAAUCACGGAAGGGAGGCCCGCGGAAAAAUCCCCAACCGGUCCGAGACGAUCGCAACGAAUAAGUAAAUCAGUGAUUCGGUUAAACUUGUAA